CGGAAGUUUACUGAUGUUAUGGUUUGAAUCGGGAGCGGGUCUCAAAAUUAAAUGCAUUAAUUUAGACCCUUUUACUUAACCAUGGAUUGAUUUCCUGAAAUAUAAAGUGAUGGCUAGCAGUGGGUCCGGUAUGGUUUCCAGCCUGUCUCCAGGGUUCACUUCUUCUCCUCUGCCAAAACUGAUGCAGGAGACAGAGCUGCAAAAGAUGUUGGCAGAUGAGAAAAUCCGCAGUGAGCAGCACAGGACCAACUAUCAAAUGCUGAAAGCAGAACACACAAGGCUCCAGGAUGAACACAUGCAGCUGCAACAUGAGAUGAGGAGAACGAUAGAGGAGGCCAAGAUGAUGCAGGACAGGUACAAAACACAGAUAGAGAUGGCGCAGAGAGAGACCUCGGCAAAAGUGGCAGAAAUAGAGGAGCUUAAAACACAGGUUGUAACCCCACAAAGGCUAGAGGUGAUUCGCAUGCAGAUUGCUGAAGAGGUAGAGGGACCCUACAGGGAGAAAUUCACCACUCUAGACAGCGAGGUAGAGGGCUACAGGAACCAGUACAACAAGCUCAGGUAUGAGUUCUCCUUUCUCAAAUCAGAGAUGGAGCAUGAGAGGGAGGAACAGAAGAAACUGGUGGAGGACAUGAAGUUGCAGCAUGAGGCAGAGGUUGCUAACUUAAGAAAAGAGCGCGAAGUGAUCCUCGCACGCCAGACCACUGACACUGCCGGAGAUGCACAGCGCGUUCGCGUCGUACAGCGUGAGAACUCUCAACUUCAGCUGAAGAUCAAAGGGCUGCUUACAGAGCUGGAGGAGAUCAGGGCACAGAGGGAACACAUGGGAAUGCAGUCUGACCAUGUCUCCAGGCUGCAGGGAAAACAACUGGCAGAACACUCGGCUAACAUCAAGGCAUUAGAGACAGAGAAACAAGCCCUCAGGUUGCAGUGCGAGAACCUCCAGAAGGAGCUGACGUCCACCUCGGACCUGUACACCCAGAUGACCAGCAAGAUCCACCAGCUGGAGCGUGACAACACCGUGCUGAAGAACAAGAUGGAGGAGGUCAGUCACAAGGCCAAGGUGGACCUCAGCAACAUGAGGAUGGAGCUGGUCCGGGAAAGGGGGGACUUGGAGAGGGAGAGAGAUGGUUUACUCACUAAAGUAGAAGACCUCCAGGCCCAGAUCGAUGUCACUAAACAUUCCAUGGAGCAACAGGCAGCGGCCAUUUUGGAAAAGGAGCGCGAGUGUGCCAAGAAAGUGCAAUCUGCUAGAGAGGAGGAGUGGGAGAGAACAAACAAACUAGAGACUGAGAGGUUGGAAUUGGAGGCCAAACUCCAAGAGAUUGAAAGGAGAAAAAUCGAUGAAGAGGCGCGGCGACAUGCUGACAAGGAGAGGGCAGAGGAACAAAUCAAGGCAGCACAUGGGUCACAGGAAGCUGCUGAGAAAGAAUGUGCAGUGCUCAGAACCAAACUGCAGCAAUACCAGUCCAUGGAAAUGCAACUGGAGCAGGAACGCUCCCAAAACUCCGAACUCAAAACAAAAAUCCACCAACUGGACACAGAUUACAACAGUCUGUUGAACAGCGAGCAGGAACUCAGUGAACUUGUCAACAAGCUUCAGACACAGCUGUCUGCGACAGCCUCUGACCUCUCCAAGGCACGGGAGCAGGUGAAGAGGACAGAGCGAGAAGGAGAUAAAGUUUUAGCGCAGCACAGAGGUGCCUGGGCCGAUGAGAAGGGAGAGUUACAGAAGAGGGUUGAAGAAUUGACAAGGGAGCUGGAAGACACACAUACUAAACUUACUCAGGCAACAGCAGUACAGAAAAAGAGGAAGGCACAGUACAGCAAACUACACACCAAACUAAAGAACAGGCUUCAGCUGCUGGAGGCCUCUCUGCAAGAAGUUCAGAUGGAAAGAGAUGUGCUGAAUAAAAAUGUGCCACAAGAAAUCCACAAUCGCCUUAAGAAGCAACUCAAAGACCUCCAGCGACGACACAAUGAAUUCCGCCAGGUCCUGAUCUCAGGUACAACCACCAACGUCCCCAUAGGAAACUACACGUUUGCUUCCAUGUCUGUGCCUAUGGACCUCAGUGCACCUGCCUUGAGCUUUGUAGAACAGGAGAAAACCCACCAGCGAGACCUGCGCCUUUUAAAGGAGCGACUGGAACAGCUGGAGGAGGAACAGGUGCACCAAGCCCAGGCCCUGGCAGAGAGAGUCUCCAUACACAAGGGGCCCAUCUUCUCUUCCACUCUUCGGGAGGUGGAGUCAGAGAACAGUGACAAAGAAAACGUGGAUGACACGUAAUGAAGACUUAUUUUAAAUUUUUUUUUAAUAUUGUCUAGUGUUGUACAAGGAUUUUUCAUGCAAAGUAAAUGGUUUCAGGCGUAAAAUAUUUCAGUAGACAGUUAUCUACCCAUUACGCUUUUGAAAACAGAAUUUAGUUAAGGAAAGACCUGUUUGACGAGGCAAUAUGGAUGGUUUAAGUUACCAUAUGUAGGGCACGGGAGUGAAGGGGCUUCCGUUUCCAUUAUGAUGCCAUAAGAACCUAUUGGUAUGAUACAUAAAUCCAGAUUUUUUUGAAAUUUUCUUCAUUUUUGAAUAAAAGUGGCACAUGUAAAUAUUGAUGAUGAAAAUCACAUUAAAAAAAAUCAACAAUAUAUAUAAAGAGGCAUUUCAACAUGCUAUUGUAAUGAAAUUGCUGCUCAGCUGAGACAGAGUGCAAAAAUAUAUGGUUACUGUGAAGGGCCGGACAUGUGUUUUAAUGCUCAAAUUGACAUUUGGUUGCAAUAAAUGCACAUGAUGGAAAAUGCAGGCCUUUUGAAAGGUACAAAAAUUACAGGGAUUUUCAAAUAUCAGUCAAUAUUUGUAUGGUUUGCCAUGAGAAUUAAAUUCUCAAUUUCGCAUUUAUAUGUGGAAGCAAACUUAACUGCACAUUAUUCAUCAUGAAAAAUUAUACCAUAUAUUUGGCAAUAAUAACAAUUACUAUAACACUGAUAUAUCUUCAAUUUUUUUAUUUGAUAUCCUUAAGCAUAAAUGUAUAUCUUUGUAUAAUUUACAAACUCCUUUUUGAAAAAAAUCAUAAUAAUAAUAAUAUUGGGAGAUAUCUCUGUACAAAUCAACUGUACCAUGUGCACCAGUCGAGAAAUGGGAUACUAGGUACCACCAAAAAUUAAUAUAAUAAUAAUUACUCAUUAACUUAGCCAAGCUUAAGAAUACAUAACAUUUUUUGCCCAGUGCUGUGCAGCGUGCUUGGUUUUUUUUUCCCCAUCAGCUUUAUGUACAAGUAAUAGCAUCAAACAUCAGUGCUUCUGAAACUAAACCAACCUUAAUUAUAAUAACUAACAAUUGAGGGAGUUCAAUGCAAGAACAACCCCUCUCUGGUCUUUGAUUGGCCAGGCUGUUCAGACUAUAACUAAACUAUAGGUGUCAGUCCUAUUCAAGAUAGGACUUAGUAUAUACAACAGAUCUAUCUACAGCAUAAGAUUGCACAAUGGCCAGGCUACUGCAAACAAGAUGCAAAAUGAAAGAAAGACAACUUAGUGUUGCUUGGACUAUUUACAUUAAUAAAGAAAAAUAAACUGUAACAGACUACAACAAAGUUGGAGUACUCCAAUUUAACAAUCAGUUCUUCUUCUAGUUAAAAACAAAAGAAAUUAACUAUAACAAAAUUGCUAUCUUUAAUUGCUUACAAGUUAUAAUUUUGGUUGAACAAACUACUGAUCUCAGCAAUUUUUCAAUUUAAUUAAUCACCACUGCCAUUAUCAUAUCUAACUUUGCUGUACACAUGCAAUUUACAAAGCAUAUUCUUGCAUAUGUAUACCCUUUUUGAUUGCUUGCAUAACAUAUGAAACUAUCUAAUAUAUGUUACAGAUCUCGCACAAAAUAAUCAUAUUUAAGGUCUUGCCCUGCAAGCCUUCUUGUCAAGUAACAGAUAACAUGUAAACAGUUCAUGAUUAUAAUAAUGACAUGGACAGUACAUCUUUGUUCGACAUAUUCUUGGCUCCUCGUUUACCUGGUUUGUACUUCAUUUUCACCAAAUUGCCAAAGUAAUGAUCUGAUAAUUGUACGUUUGUCAUUUUAAAUUUCCAGUAUGAACUCCUGGAAUCUUUUUUUUAUAUUUUUUGGCUAGGAAAGUAACACCUUGUAAAACAUAAACCUCAUGGUUGUGAUUUUUUAAAAAUAAGUAACUUUUUUUUACCAUCCUUGACUUAGAGAACAUACUGUUUCCAAACUUGCUUCCAAUUUCAAUCUCAGAUUGAAAUGGAAAUCAUAGUCAAAGAGGAAUGACUUCUCAACCUUAUAUAUACCUGUUUUACCCCACCUUUGGCAUUUUCCUCUAUCUUAGAUGGCACUGAAUGAGAUAAGAAGAAAGACGCCCAUCCUCAAAGGUUAUCACAUUUAUAUUAUAGAAUUGCGUGUGAACCUUGUACAUUUUUACAUACAGAAUUUGAGUAAUUGGAAAUUUUUGUACUCAUGUAAGGAAUUUUGUCAUGCUCACAUUUUCAGUAACAUACAGCUACUUGAUGAUGGAUAUUGGCAAAAGCAUGAGUGGAAACCUCCUUCGUGUGGAGUUCUAUCUUUGCUUUUGACUAUGACUUCACUAUUUUGGUACUUCAUAGGUUAAAAGUCCAUUAUGUAGACAGAUACUAUUGCAGAGGCUCAGCUAACCACCUAAAUAAUCAGUUACUUUUAAAAUUUUAGCAAACCGAUAUGGACCAUCAUUAACCUUGAGAAGUUGACUACAACAGAAACAACAUGUUUGAAACAAACCGUUUGGAACUGUUUCUCCAGUUUUAGAGCAGUGUGUGACUGAUUGUAUACCAAAAC
Molecule: messenger RNA, 4810 nt
Organism: Lingula anatina
Lineage: Eukaryota; Metazoa; Brachiopoda; Lingulata; Lingulida; Lingulidae
Product: centrosomal protein of 83 kDa-like
Biological process (GO): establishment of centrosome localization; cilium assembly
Cellular component (GO): ciliary transition fiber; Golgi apparatus; centriole
Source: RefSeq, a predicted model, not a curated record